Messenger RNA from Dissoconium aciculare CBS 342.82, 4686 nucleotides. RefSeq names its product TIP120-domain-containing protein. Gene Ontology annotation, biological process: protein ubiquitination; SCF complex assembly. Gene Ontology annotation, cellular component: nucleus. The transcript has a single exon. NCBI's taxonomy places the organism in Eukaryota, Fungi, Ascomycota, Dothideomycetes, Mycosphaerellales, Dissoconiaceae. The record is from RefSeq and is a predicted model, not a curated record. Bases 394 to 4347 code for a protein of 1317 amino acids.
AUUGGGACUCCCAAAUUUUAACAAGUGUGUAUGUAGCUCUUUGCUUUCCUAUGCAAUCAUUGUAGGCGCCAGCGGCACAGGCAGCACUGGCGGUGUCACUUUUUGACGAGCACAAUAGAUCGCAAGACUCCUCUUAAGUUCCUUGCCACAUACCACUCUCGCCAUACAACUAAGCAAACUUAACCCAUUCACCAGCUUCUCCAGCAUCAACUCAGCUGCUGCAGUGAGGUGACGCCACGCCCACCACAGCCCACCGGACCUAAACAUUUGCCGCACGCAAGUGAUCAAUCACACUCUUUUGGUUUUUCUGAUUCGUGGUUCACUUCUCAGCGCAUACUACACACAUCACAUCUGAACCGCUAAUUGCGUGACCGUCGCGGUCACAGCGUCGCCAUGUCGUCCAACAGUGUACCAACUGCGCCGACCGCCCACAAUGUUGCUGCUUUACUGCCCAAGUUGCAAGAUGCUGACUCCGAUAUCCGCUAUAUGACUCUGAACGAUCUCAGCCAGAUGUUCACGAAUGGAAAUGCCACUUUCAUGGCCCAUGACUACGCUGUCUGUGCUAAGGUUGUUGAAGGUCUGUUGCAUACUCUGAAUGACACAAACGGCGAGGUACAGAACAUGGCCAUUCAAUGUCUCGGCCCCUUCGUGAACAAAGCACCCGAGAGUGUCCUCUGUCCUACAAUUGAGAAGAUCAGCACCAUCAAGACCGAGAACACGAUCGACAAUUCGAUACCCGCCAUUGCAGUGCGGGCCAUCGUUGUUGCACUGCCACAUCCCGUACCCGGUGUGCCUCACAGCCAGAAAGUGCUCGAAUCAUACAGCGCCAUUUCGCGAGCCUUGAUACCACGCCUAGUCGGCCGCAUAGUGACUCCAGUUGCAGGAGCAAAGCCAGUGCCUGCGACGUCCAAGGGUAUGCUUCAGCAUGAACUAGACACCGGGAGCGACAGCAGCAGCCUGGAUCUCUUGUCCGAAGUGGCACGAUGCUUCGGACCAAUGCUACAAGAGGCGGAGGUGGGUGCGCUUGAAAACAUCACAAUGCAAAUUUUGGAGAGCAGUAGAUGUGGGUCAGUGGUGAAAAAGAAGGCUGUGGCAUCGCUUUCAGCCUUGUCCUUAUACUUCAGCGAUGAGCUACUUGCCAAGCACAUCAGCUACACAAUCGAACAAUUAAGACAGCCGCAUCUCACGCAGCAGCAGCGCAAGUUGUACCUCACCAUGUAUGGUAGCCUGGCGAAAAGCAUCCCGCAAAAUUUCGGACCGUAUCUCAAGACCUUGACACCAUUCGUUCUUGCGCCAUUAAGCCAACAAGAAUUGGACGAUCAGGAGGAGGCACAGGUCGAAGCAGAUGGCGAGCGCGAUGUCGAAAUUGAGGAGGUACGAGAGGCUGCUUUGACUGCGACCGAGACAUUCUUGGAAGUAUGUUCCCACGAUAUGAAAGGUCAUCUCGACGACGUGCUUGAGUCGACGAUCAGAUUCCUCAGCUAUGACCCAAACGUGGCGGACGACGAGGAUGAGGAUAUGGACGAUGAGGAAGAAGACUUAUUCGACGGGGAAGAAGAUUUCGAAGAAGAGACUGGCUUUGAUGAUGAAGACGAUGUCAGCUGGAAAGUCCGGAGGUGCUCUGCCAAAGCACUUCAUGCUCUGGUGGGUGUUAUGAGCCCAACAGAUCCCGCCAUGUUUGAUCGGAUCGCACCAGCGCUCAUCUCGAGAUUCAAAGAGCGAGAAGAGAGUGUGAGAGGCGAGGUAAUCAGCGCGCUGGCAUUCUUGAUCAAUCGUACCGGAUCCAGCUUGGCGCUACAGCGGUCGCAGCAUGCAUCACCUCCGCAAAGCAGGAAGAGGAGGCGCGGGUUCAGCGAUUCCUUAGGCUCUGACCUUCAAGCUCAGCAGACCGUUAUGAACGGCUAUGCCUCACCGACGACGCCGCCGCCUAUGGACAGUUCAGGUCAAGGCCUUGCCAGGAUCAAUCCUGAUAUCGUCAAAGGGGCCGCUAAAUUGCUCAAGUCAAGCACACCAGCGACAAAACAAGUCGUUCUUGCACUACUCAAGGAUAUGGUGUCUGCGCAGCAAGGGGGUCUUUCGGCUCAUGUUGUACUUGUCAUCGAUCCUGUCAUCGAAGCAAUGAGCAGCAGCAGCAACGCUUCCAUCUCCAAUGUGGCUAAGAACGCUUUGCGAGUCGAAGCACUCUCCUUACUUCGCAUCAUUGCCGAAACACAUUCAGGCAAAGUGUUGCAGCCACAUCUAGAAAAGAUUGUACCGGCGCUUGUUUCGGCGGCCAAGGAUCGAUUCACUAGGGUGUCUGUGGAGGCCCUGACGACCAUUGAAGUCUUCGUCAAAGCGCUCACACCUCCUCGCUCCGCCGCUAGUAAAGGCCAAAACGGCGUCGUCAUCAAGCAAUUAUUCGAUGUGAUUGUUGAUAGAAUCUCUGCCUCAGACUCUGAUGCGGACGUCCGACAAAAAGCCAUUCAAGCUUUGGGCUUACUGAUUGGGCGCACGUCAAGUGCAGCCGGAUCGAGUCUCCUCCCUCAGGAAGACAGAUUUGCUGGUCAAAGGCUUUUAGCGGAUCGACUGAACAACGAGCUGACGCGACUUGCAUCAGUACGUGCCGUGGAUACAAUUGCGGUGCUCGCGACGAAUAAGGACAAUUUCCCGCCAGGAUGGGUGGACACCGUGGCUUUGAUCUUAUCGGCGCAGCUCCGUAAAGCUAGUCGCUCACUGCGUGGAGCCAGCCUGACGGCUCUACGUAUGCUUGCUGUCAACAAAGUAUCACGGACAUGCAUGAGCGAACGUGUUGUCGACGAGACGACAAGGAUGCUUGUGCCCUUGUUCGACGCUCGAGAGCUCGACUUGCACAUGGCUGGUCCUGCCUUGAUUGUUCUGGCAGCUUUUGCAGAUCAAUAUCCCCAACUGGUCGCUACACCCGAUGUCAUUAACGCCAUCUGUAUGAUACUCAAAUCAGCAGUAUCGGGGGGCACUCUUGAUGCUUUGAUCACCCUCGUAGAGGCUCUGGGUCGCGCGGGAGCAGGCAAGGAACUCAUGGCAACUCUGCUGCAAAUUGCGCCCCAAUGUGAUGCAGAUGUCACGGGGCAAGUCAUUGGCACCCUCCUGGUGUCUGGCGGGCAGAGCCUUGGCGUCUCUCUGGAGGCAUUCACGCAGGAACUGAAGACUCAGAAGGAAGAGUCAAGGCGAUGCCUAGCACUUUCUGUGCUCGGUGAAGCUGGUUUACGCCUGUCGACGACCUCUCCACUCACACCUGAGACAUUCACGGCAUACUUCAGUGAUCCCUCCGAGAAAGUGAAACUAGCUGCUGCUGUUGCACUUGGGCGCGCCGGAGCUGGCAACGUUACAGCGUAUCUUCCUGACAUCUUGGAAAAAAUGUCCAAGGGAAAGCAGUACCUACUCCUUCACUCUCUAAAAGAGCUCUUGCAGCACAGCAACGCCGAGGAUGAUAUUCGUCCUCAUACCAAAGCGUUGUGGGACAACAUCAUUGCUUCCGGACAAGCGGAAGACAACAAGGUUGUCGGUGCCGAAUGCAUCGGAAGGUUAGCCAUCAUCGAUCCAGCUGCGUACUUGCCUCAGUUGCAAGCAUAUUUGCAGAACCAAAACGCCACUAUACGAGGAAUGGUGAUCGCCUCGCUCCGAUACAUUUACUCUGAUACGGAUGCUGCGUACAAUCCCAAUCUGAAGUCGAGCAUCAUUCCUAUGCUGGCUACCAUGCUGGCUGACGGAGACCUCAACAAUCAGCGGCUUUCCCUCUCGACAUUCAACUCAGCACUUCACAACAAACUAGACUUAAUCUUGCCUCAGCUCCCAGAGCUACUCCCAUACGCCAUGCAGGCCACUCUGAUUCGUCCGGAGCUCGUGCGCGAAGUACAAAUGGGCCCGUUCAAGCACAAGAUCGAUGAUGGUCUUGAGAUUCGCAAGUCCGCAUAUGAGACUUUAUACGUACUGCUUGAUUCGGCAGCCACCCGUCAACGCUUAGACAUGCCAUCAUUCUUUAAUCGCAUCGUCGCUGGAGUGGGGGACGAGCACGAGAUAAAGAUCCUCUGCUGCCUGGUCUUGACCAAACUGCUUGCCAUCUCCCCCACAGAAUGCGCUCGACACCUAGAUGCUUUGGCGCAGCAUUUCCGAGCAGUCUUGUCAUUCAAGCCAAAGGACAACGCGGUCAAGCAGGAGCUUGAGAAGCUUGCCGAGCAGAACAAAGCGGUCGUGAAGGUCUCUGUGGCAUUCAACAAAGUCUUCGGCUCUGAGGAUAACAGGAACUGGAAAGAGUACUUCGACUGGGUUAGGAGUGUUCAUCCCAUGAUGCUCAGGGCGGCGGAGGAAGAAAUGCGAAGCGACGGUCGUUAGUAACAACUGUACCAAUCCAUUUCUGCUUCAGGUCCUUCCCUACUUGGCUCUGAUCAGCUACAACAUUUGCCGACAGAGGUGAGCACCCUAAGUCUAUGUCAUUUCAACCAUCUUUCAUGAGGAGCAUUUCUGCAGAAGAUGUUUCGCUUGUGUGUGUCGUGAAGUCAAAUCGCAGUGAAUAGUAGACUUUGUCCGAAAUGUCUGCCAUGUUCGAUGGAAUAGCGUCCGCUUCCGAGGACGUAAGAGCAUUUGCGGGCCAAAGGACGGACCUGACAUUUCUAACGUCCUCGUGGUGCUGCAACAGAUACGUAGAGCUGCAAAACACGACUUUUCUAUCCC